Arabis nemorensis is the source of this 453-nucleotide messenger RNA. The record is from the annotation of a GenBank genome assembly. Lineage: Eukaryota; Viridiplantae; Streptophyta; Magnoliopsida; Brassicales; Brassicaceae.
AUGACCUCUGAUGAGAUGUACAGUAAAUUGUCGGAGCUUAGUGAGCCGGGAGAGACCGUAGCAGAGACAUUGAAUGAGUUCAUCAGUAAGGGGUUUUCCGUCACAAGAACAGAUCUCUUUGAGUGGACCAAAGAACUCCGUCGAGACUGCAAAAUCUCAACAAGCCCUCGAGCUUCUGUUCUUUUGCUUCGAUUAUCUGAAUGUUUCUUGUCCUUGACAGAAGCCAAUGGUUUGGGACUCGAUAACUUUACGUUUACUUAUAGAAGGGAAAUGAAAUUUUCAGCCGACCAGCAUGGAGUUUAUCUUGAUCUUAUUGCGCUGCAUAAAGGCACAGCCGCGGCUGAAAAGUACUACAACAAGUUAGACUCUUGUGCCAAGAGUGAGGCCACUUACUGGAAACUCCUUAAAUGGCUUUGUCGAGAAGCUAUGGAUCAUCGUGGCGUUAUAGAUUGA